AUUCAAACUUCAGUCAGCACAGUCAGAAACAACAAUGCCCCAGACAGCUCUGCCAGUGCAUUUCUCUUCCAUUCAGAGAGCAGCAGUGACUCUGUGGAGGGCAGUGUGCAUAGUGUUGACAGUACAGCAUCGCAGACACUCAUGAGUGCAAAGGAUUCUGAGCGAGUUGGCAAUGAAAACCACUUUGGGUCUGGAGCCACAUUAACUACAACACCAGCACUUACUCUACACCACUCAGGGGCUCAUGACCAAAGAGCUGACAAAGUUAAUACUUCAAUUACAGGAUACACUCCCUCCAGUGUACACACGAUCCCGGAGGAAGCUCUCUGGGAGGGCAGCCACAUUACGACUGAGGAACAGUUAAAAGAGAGUUAUACAUCCAUAGUAAAUGAUGAUUCUCUGAGUGGUUUGGACAACCCUAAACUCAGUGUACAAAACAAUGCGUUAACACCGACAACAAACAAAAACCUGUUGGGACCUGGACGUCCCUGUGUGCUUGGUCUGAGUACUUGUGUAGUUCUUACUAAUACUAAUGGCACCAAUCUGCUCUGGGAUGGCCCACUGGCAUUUGCCUGGGAACUACAUGUUUUUGGAUCAGCCAGCCUUUUCAUAUUGAUGGCAGUCCUGGCAGUUUUGGGAAUGGCCAGUGCAUGCACUCUUCCUCGUCCCUUCUGUGACGCCCUGACUUUGGCAAAUAGUCUCCUGAUCCUGAGUGGUAGUCUGCGUGGUGUCGUCCUCCUACUUGAUCCUUAUGGUACCCGUCAGAUCCUGUCCCGUUCAACUCUGGCAGCACUCCAUAAUGUUCCUCUGCUGCUCCUUCUGUGGGUGCAGGUUGCUCUCUCCCUUGUCACUCUCAGAGGGUUGAAAUUAUUUAUUUUCCCGCUUAAACUUCAGCACCCGUGGGUGGUUGGAGGGCUGGCUAUAUCACAUUGCACUUUAUUAAUUGUAGCAGACCUUUUCUCUCCAACUUUAUGCCCUGCUCUCGCUCUGUUGCUGCAGACCCUCUCCCUCUGCUGGGGCCUCCCAUUCUGCAUGGGAAUCCUCAUCAAGUCUUUCUCUCGUCUACAUCCCCUUCUCAGGUUAUCUCUACCUCAGUGGGUUCCUUCACAAAGAGUUGAAAAACGUGCAAAGCGAGUGACAGCAGUGUGCGCCUUCUUCGGGUUUCUCUGCUGCAGCCUUCAGAUGUAUAGUGUCCUCUGGCUUUACGGACUUCUGGGGAACUGGAGGCACUUUGGCUGUGGCUGGUGGCUGAGUCAGUUUUGGGCAAGAAUUCUCGAGUUAGCUUGGGGAUUUUGGUUGCUUGUCCUGGGAUCCUGGAUCUUCUGGGCACCAUCUAGAGGUAAUUCAAGGGGCAAUCAUGGGCAGGGCAGAUAUGAAGUGCCUAAAGUGGUGGAGGAGACCAGUUUGUGGGGUAGGGUCUUGGCCAGCAUACGGAAAGGGACACUAAGAAAUUCAGAGAAAUCCUGGGAAGACCUGAUGCCAAGUAACUGGGCAAAGUACGAGCUGUCUAGAGCAAGUUUUACCGACAACUUAAUGUGUCCGUAUGACGAUCAGCCGUUUACCGUUACACCAGAAUACAAGCCUAAUCCUGUUAGCAAUAGCAGACCUGACUCUCAGGCUGCACUACUGUGGCAAAGAGUUGGGGAACGUGAAUGUAUUCUUUCACUAAUAGAAUUUGACAUGCGGCCUCCAUCGCCUAUUAACCUCAGGCGCAGCAUUGACGAUGCCCUUCACCAUAGGCAGCUUGUAGCAGGUCUGUUCACACCUCAACCUCCCUCUUGGACACAAACUAUGGGCCCAGACACCAUUGAUGGACAUUGUGGUACAAUAAUAUUCCCUCCACCUUAUGUUAGCAAUGGGUGGACGUUGGAUACAGAUUCAAUGUCUGCAUCUCUCGACCAAUUCCAAGUAAAAGAGCCGAUACCGUCGGCCAGUGUUGCCACUGAUUAUAAUGGUUUUGUUGGGUCUUCAGCUGCUGCACAUCAGGGAGAAGAAUUUAACUCAGCGCUCUCAGAAGUGAUGCAUCAACAUGACUGGUCUGAAGAAGAUGUCACAGGCCUCUAAGCUCUCUCUUAUGUCAGGAGCUUAUACUCUCAACCAUCUAGCCUUCUUGAAAUGGCACAAUCACAUGGCCACAUCAAAGCAAAAACUGCUUUCUUGUGUUGGUCUAAUAUUAGCUUUAAUGUAAUCAAAUGACUUAAGAUUAGUAUGUUUUGUAAAAAUAUAUGGAUGUUGUCUAUUCAUUGUUAUUUGACUUCCAUUAGGUCUGAAAUACAUUUGUAUGUGUUCUAGCACAACUUGAUCCACAAGUAAAGAGCAUGGACAUUUUCCCGAGAGGAUAUAAUGAGCAUUUCACUUUAUUCAUUUCUAACAUUUUAUACUGUUUUGUUUCUAUAGGCCAGUGUUAUUUGUGUAUGCAGGAUGGACCCGUUUUCAAUUCAAGUGUGAAAAUCCUAUCAUCUGAGUCAACACCGCUCCUGUUUGUAUCAGAUCCCUGGUUAAAAGUCACGUGAGCAUUUGUUUAAGCUCAUCUUUGAUAAUAUGUGAAAGCUGCAUUAUUUUCCUCUGCAAAAAUGAAUAUGGUUGUAUGUUUUCAUUGUGUAUAAAAUAAAGCGACUUUAUAUGAAUUACCUUGAUGAAGGUGCAGAAAAGUUGCAUUAAAA
This is a messenger RNA of Cottoperca gobio, 2663 nucleotides long. RefSeq names its product proline-rich transmembrane protein 3. The coding region runs from base 142 to 2064 and encodes 640 amino acids. The record is from RefSeq and is a predicted model, not a curated record. The transcript is spliced from 2 exons. Lineage: Eukaryota; Metazoa; Chordata; Actinopteri; Perciformes; Bovichtidae.